Maylandia zebra (zebra mbuna) is the source of this 6966-nucleotide messenger RNA. It is a transcript of the gene ddr2l, whose product is annotated as discoidin domain receptor family, member 2, like. The record is from RefSeq and is a predicted model, not a curated record. Gene Ontology annotation, molecular function: protein tyrosine kinase collagen receptor activity; ATP binding; collagen binding. Gene Ontology annotation, biological process: positive regulation of neuron projection development; cell surface receptor protein tyrosine kinase signaling pathway; positive regulation of phosphatidylinositol 3-kinase/protein kinase B signal transduction. Gene Ontology annotation, cellular component: signaling receptor complex; plasma membrane. NCBI's taxonomy places the organism in Eukaryota, Metazoa, Chordata, Actinopteri, Cichliformes, Cichlidae.
CAGACACUCAGGGGGCUCAUUGCCUUCCUCCUCCUCCUCCUCCUCCGCCUCUUCGGAAACGGGAUGUGAUGUAAAUACACAGAAACUUUUUUUUCUGUCCCUCUCUCCUUGGUGUAUGUCUUCUUCUUUCAACAAACUGCUGCGUUAAAAGUAGAAUAAGAGCAAAAGAAGUAAAGUAAAAAGUCGCGUAAGUGAAGCAUCCGGGAGGUAGUUUUGUCCACCAUGAUCCUGUGAGCUCCUACGUCUGUCUCCGACAACAAACUCAAGAGAAGCCGGACUGCACUCUGAGAAAAACGAAUCGAAGCGGAGAGAGGCUCGCUGCUGGUGUGGACCCGGAGGGAAACUGCGGACAGAGAUGUAGCGUGUGUGUUGGUGUGAUCGGCGGACCAUCAUGCACCUCUUCUUGCUGCUGAUCCUUCAAGCUACAGCAGCCAUCGGACAGAUUGAUCCCGCACACUGUCGCUACCCCUUGGGCAUGGAGGAUCGACGGAUCAAAGAUGAUGCGCUCAAAGCAUCCAGCCAAUGGCACGAAACAACAGGACCACAGUACGCCAGGUUGAAUCGUGAGGAGGGAGACGGCGCCUGGUGUCCUGCAGCGCUGCCAUCAGUCAGUCAGUACCUCGAGGUGGAUCUCGGCAGACUCACCUUUCUGACGGUUAUUGGUACUCAGGGACGAUAUAUCAGGAACUCUGGGAAUGAGUUUGCCCGAGAGUAUCGCGUAAACUACAGCAGGGACGGCAAGCUGUGGAAGUCCUGGAGGAAUCGGCAGGGGAACGAGAUUAUUGAGGGAAACAAAGACGCCUACACCUCUGUCAUAAAGGACCUCCGCCCUCCGAUAGUCACCCGCUACGUCCGGCUGCUCCCCGUGACCAGACUGUCCACCACCGUCUGCAUGAGAGUGGAGCUGUACGGCUGUUCAUGGGACGAUGGGCUGAUAUCCUACAGCGCUCCAGAGGGUCAGCGGAUGCAACCGCCGGGUUAUCCCAUCGCCAACCUCAAUGACUCCACAUAUGAUGGAGUACACGAAAGGGGGAAGCUUUUCGGCGGCCUGGGUCAGCUGACGGACGGCGUGAUCGGCCAAGAUGACUUCACACGGACCCACGAGUACAGCGUGUGGCCUGGCUACGACUACCUGGGCUGGAAAAACGACUCGCUGGAAUACGUGGAGAUGGAGUUCGUGUUCGACAGGCAGAGAAACUUCACCUCGAUGAAGGUCCACAGCAACAACAUGUUCUCCCGCGAUGUGAAGAUCUUCUCCUCGGUCUCCUGUUGGUUUAAGCCCCACUUUGUAUGGGAGGCGGAGCCUGUGGAGUUCAGGACGGUGCUGGAUGACCGGAAUCCGAGUGCUCGCUACGUCACCGUGGAUCUGAACCACCGCACUGCCAAAUCCCUCCGCUGCCACUUUUACUUUGCUGACGUCUGGAUGAUGUUUAGCGAGAUUUCCUUUCAGUCAGUGGAUACCAUAUUCCUGACCCAAAUGACAUCUCCUCUACCCACUAAGGACACCAUCACAACACCUGCACAGAAGACAGCCGCUGCUCCAUCAGCUAGUGCCACACCAGAUGAUGGGAAAACACCCAUCCUUAUUGGCUGCCUGGUAACCAUCAUCCUUUUGUUGGUCAUCAUCAUCUUCCUCAUCCUAUGGUGUCAGUACGUCUGCAAGGUAUUAGAGAAGGGUCCACGUCGGAUUCUUGAUGAGGAGGUGACGGUCCGGCUGUCGUCCUGCAGUGACACCAUCAUUUUACAGACUCCACCUGUGCCCCCGCGCUCUGGACGCGCCCCGACUGGUCCUGUGAACACUGACCCUCACUAUGAGAGAAUUUUCCUGUUGGACCCUCAGUACCAGAACCCAGCGGUGCUGAGAAACAAACUUCCAGAGCUGUCACAGAGUGCAGAGGCAUCUGCAUGUGGAGGUGGCUAUGCUGAGCCAGACAUCACCCAGUGCACGCCGCACCAGUGUUUCCAUAGCAAUGCGCCACACUACGCUGAGACGGACAUCGUGCGGCUGCAGGGCGUCACUGGCAGCAACAUGUACGCCGUCCCCGCCCUCACCGUGGACUCUCUCACCAGGAAGGACAUCUCCGCUGCCGAGUUUCCUCGGCAACAGCUGAUCUUCAGGGAGAAGCUGGGGGAGGGGCAGUUUGGCGAGGUCCACCUGUGUGAGGCGGAGGGACUCCCAGAAUUUCUUGGGGAAGGCUCGCCCCUCCCUGACCGAGACGGUCACUCUGUGCUUGUGGCUGUUAAACAGCUGAGGGCCGACGCUACCAGCCAAGCCAGGAACGACUUCCUGAAGGAAAUAAAGAUUAUGUCUCGUCUGAAUGACCCCAACAUCAUCCGACUGCUGUGUGUGUGUGUGUCGUCCGACCCACUGUGCAUGGUUACUGAGUACAUGGAGAACGGAGACCUCAACAUGUUCCUGUCACAGCGGGAGAUCGAGAGCACUCUUACACAUGCCAACAACAUCCCUUCAGUCAGCCUGUCUGACCUCCUCCAUAUGGCGGUGCAGAUCUCGUCGGGGAUGAAGUACUUGGCAUCUCUGAACUUUGUGCACCGUGACCUGGCCACAAGAAACUGCCUGCUGGACCGCCGCCUCACCAUCAAGAUUGCCGACUUUGGUAUGAGCCGAAACCUGUACAGCAGCGACUACUACCGUAUCCAGGGCCGGGCGGUGCUGCCUAUACGAUGGAUGGCCUGGGAGAGCAUCUUGCUGGGUAAAUUCACCACAGCCAGUGACGUGUGGGCCUUUGGAGUCACCCUGUGGGAGAUCUUCACUCUGUGUAAGGAGCAGCCCUACAGCCUGCUGUCUGAUGAACAGGUCAUAGAGAACACUGGCGAGUUCUUCAGGAACCAGGGCAGACAGAUCUUCCUCUAUGCCCCUCCACUCUGCCCACCUUCUCUCUUUGAGCUGAUGAUGCGUUGCUGGAGUCGCGAUAUCCCUGACCGACCCACCUUCGAGGGACUUUACCAAGCCCUGAAGCCCCACGUCAACCAGUGAGUCAAGGCUGCUGGGAUCUGCUGGUUGGGAUUUCCGUGGCGGUGGGACUCUUAUAAGAAGACAGACUGACACAAAAGCACAGAGGACUGGAAUUACAGUGCAGAGGGAUUGUUGGUUUGCUUCACGGCACUAGCGACUCCCUUUUCUGAAAGACCAGGUGAUGAUGGAGGGAGACGUGACUAGUCAGCUCAGAGGAGAAAAUAUGGCAAGCUUCAGACCUUUUGGUCCAUAGUGAACAAACCAUUGGCAGUUUCAUAGCUUCUUCUGUUUUUUUACAGCCGCUUUACCCCAAGCCUUUUGACUUGUUUGUGCCAAAAGUUGCCUUAAACCAUUUGUUUCCUUCUCUUUGACUUUUAGAGAUUACAAAAAACUGGAUAGUCCUUGUAGUUUCUCCUUUCCCUGUGGGUUUUUAUUAUUAUUAUCAUUAUUAUUAUUAUUAUUAUUGUUAUUAUUAUUAUUGUAAAGCACUGUGUCUGUGUCUCUCAGUUAUUCAUGUUCAUAUAUUAAUCCACACUGGAGCUAGGGCUAUAGGGUCAGAUUUUAGUGUAGGAUUUUAUUUUUUAGAUUUAUUCUAUUUUAAAAUUUUGUUGUUUUGUGGAGUUUCACAAUCGUUGGUCUUUUUUUUUUGUGGAUAUGAAUGUUGGUCAGCUGAGGUUCACGUCGCGGUGCCAAGAAGCUGAAGAAACCUGUGUGGCUCACAGACUGAAAAUCAGUCGGUGGGUAUCUGUGGGAAAUUCUGAAAAAAAAGAACUUAAAGCCACAUGAGAAAAAAACUGAAUCAUGCCACUUUUGUUCCCUAAGAGACAAAAAAAAUGUUGAAAUGCAGUUUUAAAAUAAAAACAGAAUUGUAAGCAUCUUUGUGAAGAUGGGCAUGAUGGUCAAAAUUUAUGAUCCUUUUAUUCAAAGUGCUUUGCAUAUGUAGCAAAAUCGGUACCAGAGGGAAAGGUCAUGGAUGCCUGACCCUCAGAUGCUGGUCACAGGGAGAUUAACCAAGUGUCGAAUACCAAGGUGUCAUUUAACCUGUCGGUGUUUGUCUUUGGGGACCUGCAAAAUAUACAUUUUGUGGAUAAAAAAAAUCAAAAAGCAUAUCUGAUUUAAACGUGGGCACCACGUGGUCAGAGUUUAGUGCACACCAGCAUGCAAAACAUUAAAAAAGCAGGAUUUUCACUCAGCACUUGGUUUGUCCUCUCAAAAUGAAAUUCAGGUUCAUUGGUCACACACGUCAGUGACACACAAAUGCAAAUCUGAUAGUUAUGAGCCCUGCUUAGGCAGCCCAUCUCUGUGGGGAGAUUUAAAACAGGUAUCCUUUUUGAUUUUUGAUGGGCAUUGUGGAACUUUAUGAAUGCACCUUGCAUAUCUCCUUAUUUGAACUCACAAAGCUGAAGGUGUUAAGCUCUUCUCUGGCUUCAUGUAGUCGGUUUUAUUCACAGAAAUAAACUGCAGUAAUACUUACUGCAUUGCUGCACAUGUAGAUGUCUCACCAUUUGAUAUGUCUAGUCUUCUGUAGUCUGAAUUUGCUAGGAUUUGAACUCCAGACAAGGCAUUUUGUCUUGACUUAAUGUACCAUCUACAUUUGGGGCUGUGAGUUCCCAAACUACUGCGUUACAACAAGGUUCACUGAUGAGUGAAAGCUGAUAGACUGUGGGCAAAUGGAGGCCUAAAAAAUGUUUUAAGUGCUUCCAACACUGAGCAGGUAUUUAACCGAAGAGCGCCCUGCAAUAAUAGUUCAUUUUCUGACCCUGUGUAGUGGAAUAACCCUGUGGCAGAUUGUACCAUUUUAGUUUAGUUUGUCCGUAGCGGAGCCUGUUCCUGAAGUUAUAUUUAAUCAAAUGUAGGUGUAAAGACUAAUGUUUCAGCUCAGAGGAUCUGAUUACACGGUUCAUAUUCAAAGGCACGCUGGUCAGGAGAUCAGUGUUAGCUAUCAGUGUAUGUUUUACAUGGGGGCCACUUAACAGGUUCAUGCAUCAGAGAAGUCACUGCAUCCAAUCACUGCAGCACCUUUACUGAAAAAACGAUAAAGAUUUUUAUGUUUAAAAAGCAAUGCAUUCAUUCUGACUUUGUUUUGCAUAGCAUUCAGAUGAGUCUUGUUUACAGAACUAAUGCUGGAUCGAUGCAGACUGUAGACUGGAUUUAUUGUUCUUCUGUCAGGAUGUCUUAGGAGUAAUAAACUUUUAACAAAAAAACCCCAAAACAAUAAAUGUUUCAUGUCCAAAUGUUUCACGAUGAUUUCAGCUUCAGCCAAAACUGACAAACGAUACGAGCGUUGGAAUUUUCAUGAUUCUGUCUCAUCUUCAAAGUGUUGGCAUUAACUUUAAUCCAAGUAUCAGUCCUCACCUUCCUUCUUGCAAGAUUAAAAAUGUAUAACCGAUAAGGAAGUUCAUGUCGACAGUGCAACGAUUUAAGCGAGCAGUUACAGAUAUAAGGCCAUACAGAUUCAUAUAGAUAGGUGACCAUAGCCAGUGAGUAUUUUGCACAACCUGACAAGGGAGGGAUGGAUCUGACUAUGAAACUGAGGGAUGGGUCGUAAGGAAGGCCCGUUUGCAUAAGCAAAGCAUACCCUGCUUUAAGUCCAGUUAACUCUAAAUGAACCGUAGUUUACAAAAUAAAAUUUGUGCUGAAUUAGGUCAGACUAGAAACUAUUGAAUAAGACUAUAAACUACCUGGGAAAGUCUUUACUUCACAAAUGAAGUUAGCUGAAGAGAGAUUCUCAUAGACUUCUGUACAAUCAGACUUUUUGCCACUAAUGGAGUUUCCUCUGGGAAAUGGGAGGUUUGAGGUACUUCUGUGUUCUGUGCCUCAUUUUUCAGACACAGAGACUCUUUCUGUCUUUUCUACAGUCUGUGGAUGGUAGCGGACGGUGCAGCCUUUUGACUAACUAACUCAAGUGAUGCUGAUAGUGGCUAUCAUGUUAGUAGUAGCAAGAGCCGCUUUGCCCCCAUGCUUCCUGCACCAUUCAUUUUAACAUGACUCAAUAAACUUCUGAUGUGUCUGUUUUCAGAGUUCUUGUCUAAUGUAUAAAGGUGGUAAAGCAUAAUUUAAUGUCUUUUUUUUUUUUUACUGUUUAGGUCACUCAGUUAAUGUCAGUGUGUAUUAUUUGUAUGCAGUACACAUUUGCAGUAUUUUAAAUCCUCCCUGAGAACAAAUCGUAUAAAAUUAAAAAUGGCACGAACGGAGAAAGACCAAACAUGUAGAUUUUUGAGUACAUUUUUCUGUGUUUUGUUGUUGUUGCAGUAGUGUUUUGUUAUCUGUACUGUAUCUUACAUUUCUUUCAGCGUGUUUGUGCGAGUGUUUAAGAGAAAGUGAGAUACUGAGUGAGUCUUUUCAACAUUCCCUUGAGCACUGGGAGCUAGUUCAGGUUAAAGUGGUUAACUGGAUUUGCUCGGUUGUGCCAAAUUAUGUUAACUAAGCAAAAGAGGGAGUUGGGUUUUGUUGUUGUUGUUGUUGUUGUUUUCAAGGCAAGAGGAAAGAUGGACAGAAGGAAACCACUAAACUCAAUCUCCCAGAGUCCUUUGCUACAGUGAGCCUGUGUAUUUUGUUUUGGUUCCAUUUGAGAAAUCUUUUAGUUUGAUAGUGUACAGUAUAAUUGGUCUAUAAUAUCUCAGUGUGUGAAUGCAGAUUAGGUGUGGUAAUUUUUAUUAAUAAUUAAUUGUCUAUCUGAAUUUAUAGCUAUUUCUGUUUGUUUUCCCUUUUUUUUUUUUUUACACAGGAAUUCAGCAUUUAUGGACAUUUUUCUGAACAAGAUGUUCUGUUUUGUUUCCCUGUUGUGUUCACAGUAAUUUCUCAUCCACACUGUUUAAUCUUUGCUCCCAUCUUCAGUAUGUUUCAGACACAUAUUGUACAUAGGCUAGUAGCUGUUUAUAUUAAUAUAUAGGGAGGAGGAAGCUUGGUGUUCUCUGGUCCCAAGUGGUUUUCACUCUGUACUUUAUCUCACUUUGGUUUGUUUUCCUAUAAUAAACAGUAAAUGUGUCAAA